Molecule: messenger RNA, 2358 nt
Organism: Moneuplotes crassus
Lineage: Eukaryota; Ciliophora; Spirotrichea; Euplotida; Euplotidae
Source: the annotation of a GenBank genome assembly
AUUGGAAUGAAAGGAAGUGACAACAAGCUCAAUUCUGACCUAACCGAGCUAUUCUCUACACCAAAGCCUAAGAGGAAGACCAGAAGUCAAAACAAGAAGAUUAAAGACUCUUCUCUAGAACCACAGAGCUUCCUCCAUGAAUAUCUGCACUUAAAAAUCCCUACAAGAGUGAAAUAAAUGUAAAAACAGGCCUAAAUUUCCUAUUACAGAAAUCGGGACUUUAGCUGAGGUUCCAAAUGAAGCCAUAACAACCCGUAUUAAGAACUCGAACAGUGAUUAUCUGAACAACAAAAGAUUGGUAAACCACUUACACUUAAAAAUGAACAUGAGAAGAUUAGAAAAAGAGUCCAAAAUAAACCCUAAAAUCAAUGAAAGUUAUUUCAAAAUGAAAAAGACUAAUAUUUUUCACCCGAACUCGAUCACAAUUCCUAACAAGGGGUAUAAAAGUGAUGCAAAUCAUAAAUCCUUGAAGAGAAGAGAGCAUAUCGAGGCUCCCUUCAAAUGCUUCUCGACCAAACACAUGUUGACAAAGAUUAGAGAUCGUAAGAAGGGUUAUUUCCCAAAGAAACCUUUUAUGCCUAAGAAUGUCUCCUCUGAAUGUUCAACAGAGAAGGGAACAAGCAAACGCAGAGAGAAGGAGAUCCCUAGAAAAUCAAAGGAGCAGUUCCCUUCUGAUUCUGGGAAGCCUAAUAAUUCCAUUUAUCUUCUAAACUGCAAUGAUCUGUCUGCAACUUCAGGAGAUUGCAAGGAUUUUAUGAACAACAAUGCAUUCAAAACUCUGAAUAAUUACAAUGUGAAAUCGAAAGGAUCAGAGGUGAAACUAAAAUAAUACUUAUGAAGUAGAAGAUACCAGAGCACCUAAAAAAUCAGUCUUGAACCCUAAUGGAUUGAACUUUAAACCAAAUAUAAACGAUGAUGAACAGCCAAAACCGCUGAACAAUAUAUCUGAGGAAGACCGUAAGAACAGACUUGAGCAGAUAAGCGACCAGACACAAACAUACUUUAAUAUUUUCCUUGAGCCUUCCCAAUCUAAUCAUAGAGAAAAGUUUCCCAUCCUCUGUAACAAAAAUGAUGAUAGAGUGGCUAGGACUUCACUAGGCUAUUCUAAUAAGAGCAACUUUAACAAAAAUAGAGGAAGCACAGGGUAUGGCUUUAUCAAAGGUAACAAAAAUGUUAAAGUCAGUACCAAAAUGAAUGAAUACUUCAAAUAAAAGUGUGCCUGCUAAAAGGAAAAUGAUAAAUAGAAAACCUCUAUGAAUCCCUGAGUUUCACAAAGAUUCCUUCAGUAUUGUUCCUUGUAAAACUCCAAGCUCUCAGAACAACAUCAGCUUGAGCUCAGUUUCUUUAAAACUCGAUAAAAUAAACGCUAUAAAAAGGCCAAGAGUGCAUCUGAUGGGCAAGAAAAUCAGCAUCCAGUCAGUCCCUCAUAACUUCGAAUCAAGGUGCUAAAACUUAAUUUUUAUUCAAAAACCCAGAAUUGGCUUAAGUUAUUUUACUGUGAGAAUAUGUAUAACUGGGAUUUAUCAAAGGGUUGAGAUUUAGUAAAUUUUGGAAGUCCAGGUUCAUUGCUACCAAGGGUAUACAUGGACAGCUUGGUUGCAUUCUUGAUGCUCGUGAAUUCUCCUUCGGGGAUUUAUCGUCUCUAUGGAGGAGAGAUUGGUUGUGUCCAUCAGUUUUUACCCUUUUAGAAUGACCUUUUGGAUAUUUAAGGGAUUUUUGGCUCUUUAGAAUGAGUAAAAAUAUCAUAAUUGAUUGGUAGUAAUUCAGGUAUUGUUUUUGAGAAAUUUCAUUAAAACGAAUAUUUAAGCUAAAAAUAUGGUUCAAUUCGUUUUACAUUUCUAGUCUUCAUUCAAAACUCAGCUUUGUCUUUUGUAUCGAAUAUCUAUCCUCUGUGAAGAGGAAUGCUAAAUUUUUAUUUUAUGAGAUAUUUUACUACCUCUCAAAGUGCACAAUAAACCCGUAAUAAGAUUGCUGAAAUGUAGAAUACGCCAAAAUUGCUAACAUAAUUUUUUAUGAGUCCUCUAAUUUUCAGAGAAAUUGUUAAAAUAUGUGUUUGAAAAGUGUUGAAUGAGCUGAAUUAAUGCUCUGACAUAGCAACAGCCCCUUAUACUCCCUUGUAAAUCUCUGAUUUACAAGGUAAAUUCUUAUAAAAUGUGUAAAGAUUUAUUCAGAUUCUCUUCAGCAAUUCUGCUUUUGAAGAUAUAGUUACUACAAAGCCUUCCAUUGAAUAAGGUUAAGGAGAAAUCAUGAAUGCAAUAACUUAUGAAUGAAACAGCUUGCAUCAGCUUCAAGGAAUCAUUAGUAAAAAUGCUUCUAGAAUCUUCCUUGUGUUGAUUCGAUCAAGACUCUAGAUUUUGC